UCGCACACAACUCGGCUGCGGUUGGUGGCAGUCAAUAGCACACUGCACGCACGCAAAAUCUUUCAUCGCCGUCUCUCCGUCACUCACCUCCCGGCCGAAAGACUAUCGCAUUGUGGAUGUUCCUCGCCGCCGCGAGAAGAGCCAGCCCCAUCUUGCUCUCUCUAGCGGUGAAAACGUCCACAACCGCUGCGUUUUGCUCUCCAAGACUAGCCAACGCUCGAACAAACACUGCUGCUGGUGCAACACGGACAGCAUACGCUGCUUGCAGCAUCAGCAGGAACAUAUCGUUGCUUUCGAGGCCGUUGAGCUCGAUGAGUGCCUCUGGUGCUUCGGAGGGAGCCACAGCAGGGGCAGGGUCAAGGCGGUUUGUGGUGGCGGCUUGCCAGAUUCUCUGCGGCAGCGACAAGUUGGCGAACAUUGCCACUGCGGAGAGCGCUGUCAGGGACGCCGCCGCAGCGGGCGCCCAGGUUGUCGUCCUGCCAGAGUGCUGGAACGGCCCAUACGACACGGCGUCCUUCCCCGUCUACGCCGAGCCGGUGCCCGACCCUCAGGGUGAUGAAACCGCCGCAGAUAUGCCGUCGGCGGAGCAAAGCCCCUCUGCCGCCAUGCUCUGCCGCGCCGCCGCGGAGAACAAGGUGUGGCUCGUCGGGGGCUCCGUGCCGGAGGCGGGGAAAGACGGCGGGGUCUACAACACGUGUAUCGUCGUAGGACCCAGCGGGAGGAUCGUGGCCAAGCACCGCAAGGUGCACCUGUUCGACAUCGACGUGCCCGGGGGCAUCACGUUCAAAGAAUCUGACACGCUGAGUCCAGGCGACUCCAUCACCACGGUGGAGACCCCCUUCGGCACGAUUGGGGUGGGCAUCUGCUACGACAUGCGCUUUCCGGAGCUCAGCAUGGCCAUGCGGGCGGCGGGAAGCGUACUGCUGUGCUUUCCGGGGGCUUUCAACAUGACCACCGGGCCGGCACACUGGGAACUCUUGCAAAGGGCUCGUGCUCUAGACAACCAGUGCUUCGUGGUGACUGCAUCUCCCGCUCGAAACCCGGACUCCAAAUACCAAGCUUGGGGGCACAGUUCAAUCGUCGAUCCAUGGGGCACCGUUGUCGCGACAACAGAGCACGAGGAGGCUAUGUUGGUGGCGGAGGUAGACGUCGGCCGGGUGGCGGAGGUUCGAACGAGCAUCCCCGUUUCCCUCCAGAAGAGGCCCGAUUUGUACCGGCUGGAGUUGCCGUAA
Molecule: messenger RNA, 1232 nt
Organism: Ectocarpus siliculosus
Lineage: Eukaryota; Phaeophyceae; Ectocarpales; Ectocarpaceae
Source: the annotation of a GenBank genome assembly